CCUGCGGGGACCCCACGGCGCCCCUGAGGACUCGCGUCCGAGGCCGGGGCGACACUUGGCCUUGGACUGGACGCCAUGGACGCCUUCACCCGUUUCCUCAACCAGACCCAGGGCCGGGACCGGCUCUUCAGUGAGGUACUGUAGCAUGAGUUUUGUGAACUGGAAAACAAAAUGCAAGCAUGGAGAGCCUCAGAACUAACAGCUGGAGAGCCACUCAGUACACAUGCAUGUUGCUUAGCUAUUUGUUAGAGCCUCAAGCUGGCAAAGAGAAGGUGGUAAUGAAGCUCAAGAAAUUGGAGUCCAGUGUGAGCACUGGCCGUAAAUGGUUCAGACUAGGCAACGUGGUCCACGCUGUGCAGGCCACUGAGCAGAGCAUGCACGCCACGGACCUGGUGCCCCGCUUAUGCCUGACACUCGCCAACCUGAACCGUGUGCUGUAUUUCAUCUGUGACACCGUCCUCUGGGUGAGGAGCGUAGGGCUCACGUCCAGCAUUAACAAAGAGAAAUGGCGUGUGUGGGCCGCACGCCACUACUACUAUUCUCUCCUGCUGAGCCUGGUCAGGGAUCUGUAUGAAAUCGCCCUGCAGAUGGAGCAGGUUGCACAUAAUAGAGCAAAGCGGGAGAAGACACCAUCCCAGGACCCAGGGUGCAGCGUGGCCGAUGAGGAAACAGAAUGGCUCCAGUCCUUUCUCCUCCUCUUAUUCCGAUCUCUGAGGAAGCACCCUCCUUUGUUCCUGGACACGGUGAAGAACUUGUGUGACAUCCUGAACCCUUUGCACCAGUUGGGGAUCUAUAAGUCCAAUCCUGGUGUCAUUGGACUUGGAGGUCUUUUGUCCUCUGUCGCAGGCAUUAUCACUGUGGCAUAUCCUCACAUGAAGCUGAAGACCCACUGAGGUAGUUUCAGGCCGAAGACUUGUUACCUCUUAAGUGAAACGGACGUUUGCAUUGGGUACAGACCAUGUCACAACGUGCUUAAAGACUUGUUCACGACAGCGUUUAGUGGCCUGUGACGUGAGCAGAAGUCGGUCCAAGAAUGGAGAAGGGGAGCACAUGAAGAUUUAUAUAUGUUUCUUAGAGUGCUGAAGGGACUUCUGAAUGCCUGAGUAUUUUCCCUUCAUCUAACAUUUACUGAGCAUCUCUUACGUGCAUAGUAGGAGCUUCAUGUUUGCUGAAUGAAUAAAAAUGGAAAGAAAACCAUUGAAAAAGGCCCAAACUAACAAUUGAACAGUACUGUACAGUAACCUUUGGGCGGUGUGCCUCGCUGCUUUUGCAGACUGCGGCAGGUCUGAGGCACAGCCCUCUCCCAGAUCUAGUAGAGGCCCCUUCUUCCUCUGAGCAGUUACCCGCCCCCUUCUUCCACAGAUGCCAGCGCCAGGGUGGAGGGGAGCUGGGCUUAUAGCCGCGGAGAUUGCUCAUGCUUACAUCACCGCGCUCCGCUCCUUGUCCAGAGUGGAAUCAGAAACACAUCAGGCACCUACAUGGUAUAAACUGUGUCUUUAGGUAGUCCAGCGAGUAAGCAAAACUCGGAAGCAGAUAGAAAGAACUUGAGGUAAAAAUAAUAAUGUGGAAGGUCACAACGGCUAUCUGUGACAGAUGAGGAAACUGAGGUUUAAAGAUUCUCAAUCCAGCAUCUUUUCCAUGAUAUUUCACUGCCUUCUGGAUGGAGCGGAAAGGUGAGGCUCUCCAGAGUCCUGUACGAAAAACCUCUGUGAGAACAUCUGUUGGUUAGUGGUUUUAUAAUUUAUUCUACAAAAAUUAAAACUAUGUUUAGAUUUAACUAGAUUGUUGUCUUUAAAGCCACGUGACAGUGUGGGCCCUUCUAAAUUAAUUUUCAUCAAAAUUUAUGCAAUUAAAUUUCACAAAUACUCUGCUUAUAGAAGGGUUGCCAUUUUCUGUGAUAAGUUAGACUUCAUAUGUGUGGGGCGGUUGGAGAAGUGGAAAGAACAGUAGGGACUAGUGAAGAGGACAUUUGAAUAUGGAGUCAAGGCCAUUCACUCAUUCCUUCUUCCUGUCUUGGGUGUUGGGUUCUUAUUUGGGAUUACUGAUCUUUAAUUUGACAAUGUGAGGUAGAGAAAUAGGAGCUGAUGGCAGCCCUACCUGUAAAGCCAUCUCGUUUAUCUGAGUGGAAAUGAAAAAAAGAGACGUGCACCAAAUAAAUUUCCCAUAAAUGUGAUUGAGUUUCUUAAAAA
This is a messenger RNA of Rhinolophus ferrumequinum (greater horseshoe bat), 2189 nucleotides long. RefSeq names its product peroxisomal biogenesis factor 11 alpha (gene PEX11A). The transcript has 4 exons. Gene Ontology annotation, biological process: regulation of peroxisome size; peroxisome fission. Bases 180 to 893 code for a protein of 237 amino acids. The record is from RefSeq and is a predicted model, not a curated record. NCBI's taxonomy places the organism in Eukaryota, Metazoa, Chordata, Mammalia, Chiroptera, Rhinolophidae. Gene Ontology annotation, cellular component: peroxisomal membrane.